CCGAACCGCAGACUCCACUGUUUACCCACAGUCCGUCGCUCUCUCCCCCCAACCACAACACAUCGCCAUUUUCGCGUCGCUCGGAGUGGAUCAAGCCGAAGUAACUAGGUCACAAGACUGGGGCGAAAUAUACAGGGAGGAAUUUCAACCAACACCACGGAUUCCGUUCGUCAGUCCCGCAGCUCUCAUCACAGGCUCGACUCGACUGAGAGCAAAUGGUUGUGAUCGGUUGUCCCGCUCGAAUGAAGUAUUCAAGCGCAGGCCCGGGCUGAUGUGACAAGCGAGCGCCGUUUCAACUGCGACUUGAACAUUAAUCAGAAUGAAAAGAGGGCAGAAAAGAGGAGAGCAGCAGGAGGACGGGAACAGUCCCAGCUCUGACCCCGGCCCUGGCUCCGGCUCCAGGUCUGGCUCACCUGAAUCGUGCAAGAGGCUCCGCCGAGAUGGUUCAGAGGGACCAGUGCAGGAGCAGGGGAGCUACAACCCAGAGGACACAGCGGACUGGGGCUGUCUGCCUCAGGAAAUUCUGCUACAGGUUUUACAGUACCUGCCCCUGCUGGAUCGGGCCUUCGCCUCGCAGGUGUGCAGGAGCUGGAACCAAGCGUUCCACAUGCCUGAGCUCUGGAGGUGCUUCGAGUUUGAGCUCACUCAGCCAGCCACCUCCUACCUGAAGGCCACACACCCUGACCUCAUCAAGCAGAUCAUCAAGAGACACUCCAACCAUCUGCAGUAUGUCAGCUUCAAGGUGGACAGCAGCACAGAGUCUGCAGAAGCAGCCUGUGAUAUCCUGUCUCAGCUGGUUAAUUGCUCACUGAAAACCCUGGGUCUCAUCUCCAUGGCUCGGCCCAGCUUCAUGGAGCUGCCCAAGUCUCACUUCAUCUCGGCCCUGACAGUGGUGUUUGUCAACUCCAAGUCCCUGUCCUCUCUGAAGAUUGAUGACACACCAGUAGAUGACCCGUCACUCAAGGUUCUUGUGGCUAACAACAGUGACACACUCAAACUACUGAAGAUGAGUAGUUGCCCUCAUGUUUCACCUGCAGGAAUCCUUUGUGUGGCUGACCAAUGCCACGGGCUGCGUGAGCUAGCCCUGAAUUACCACCUCCUGAGCGAUGAGCUGCUGUUGGCGCUCUCUUCGGAGCGCCACGUCCAUCUUGAGCACCUGCGCAUCGAUGUGGUGAGUGAAAACCCUGGGCAGCAGUUCCACACCAUCAAGAAGAGCAGCUGGGAGGCCAUGGUGCGUCACUCACCCAAGUUCAACCUGGUCAUGUACUUCUUCCUGUAUGAGGACGAGUUUGGGCCAUUCUUCCGCGACGAAGUGCCAGUCACACACCUGUACUUUGGCCGCUCUGUGAGCAAGGAGGUGUUGGGCCGUGUUGGCCUGACCUGCCCACGCCUGGUGGAGCUGGUGGUGUGCGCCAAUGGGCUGCGGCCUCUGGAUGAAGAGCUGAUCCGCAUUGCAGAGCGCUGCCAGCACCUGUCAGCUAUCGGCCUGGGCGAAUGCGAGGUGUCUUGCAGCGCUUUCGUGGAGUUUGUGAAGAUGUGUGGUCGUCGCCUGUCACAGCUCUCCAUCAUGGAGGAGGUCCUGGUUCCCGAUCACAAGUAUGGCCUGGAUGAUAUCCACUGGGAGGUGUCCAAGCACCUGGGCCGGGUCUGGUUCCCCGAUAUGAUGCCCACCUGGUAGGGUUCGGGUCUGUCAUCGCUCAUACAGCUUUUCCCACCUUUCCAAACGCAGGCCUUGCCCUCUGACAUAUUCACUCCUUUUGUAAAGGGGAGGUAUUCCCAGAUAAAUGAUAAAAGCCCUACAUCUAACUGAAUUCCAAGUGUUUACUGGGGAUUUUGCAUUUUUAAUUUUAAGGAAUGGAAUUAAAAAAUGACCAGGUCGCUACAGUUUUAAGUACAAAUGGGACAGUCACUACAAAUAAUAAACUGGCCCUUUACACAAAUGGA
Molecule: messenger RNA, 1944 nt
Organism: Pygocentrus nattereri (red-bellied piranha)
Lineage: Eukaryota; Metazoa; Chordata; Actinopteri; Characiformes; Serrasalmidae
Gene: fbxl3b
Product: F-box and leucine-rich repeat protein 3b
Exons: 5
Coding region: 320-1678 (452 amino acids)
Biological process (GO): G2/M transition of mitotic cell cycle; SCF-dependent proteasomal ubiquitin-dependent protein catabolic process; regulation of cell cycle
Cellular component (GO): cytosol; nucleus; SCF ubiquitin ligase complex
Molecular function (GO): protein binding
Source: RefSeq, a predicted model, not a curated record